UGUUGAAACAGAAAGAGGAAGUAUUAAGUUUGGAAUUUUGUAAUUUAACAAAAGUCAAAGAAAUACAAUUUUAUCCAAAACAGCUUUUUAUCAUAGUGUUUGAAUUUACAGAGAUAAAAUUAAUGUGAAGAAUGUUUCAUCAACCUGGCUAUAUUGAGGAUGUGUCAGUGAGGCUGUCAGAAGUGCUUGCUGAUAUAGGGGUAGAUGAAAGAAUUGUAACAAAGAGAAGAAGAACAUGGCUGCUGAUGGAAUCUAUAUGUUCAAUAUCCCUACAAUUACAGGAUAAGAAAGCCACAUUUUACAAUUUAGGCAGCAAUUCUGAAGGCACGACUACAGAAGGACUUUCUUCAGACAUUGAUCAACUUUUCUGUUAUAACGACUUUAAUGUGAUACAAGACUGGUGUGACUGGAAACCUGGUGUAUCCAAUUACUUGAUGAUACAGGAUGAGACUGUAUCACCUGGUUAUUGUCUUCUACAACGUCUGAGAGACGAUGCUCCCCUUCCAUACAAUGAUGUACUUAACGAAGUUCAUUUCAGAGACAGAACAGGAAGAAUACUUUUUAACGAAGUUCAUUUCAGAGACAGAACAGGAAGAAUACUUUUAGGAAAUACAUUUCAUUUUGCACUUGCAACUCACAUUUUCAAGAAAGCAGUAAGACAUGGACCUGCAUUUACAAGAGAAGCAGUACCUGGGUAUGCUGAUAUUGACUUUGUUGUUACUUUCCCUUGUAAAUCAUGGCCCCUACAAGCCAGACAAUGGUUAGACAGUCCAGGUCAGUGGCCUUCAGAUGAUAUAAGGAGAUAUUGUAGCAAUACUGGAUGUUUUGUUGUUCCAGUUGGAAGCAAGGGCAGUGAACAUGAGGAGCUUGAAUGGAGAGUAUCAACAUGUCUAGCAGAAAGGUGUUUAAUGUUCAAUCUUAAUAUUACACAGAUUCGAUGUUAUGUCUUGAUGAAGAUGGUGUUGAAAACCUUCUUCAAGCAGCCACUUUUUGAAGAUACCAUUUCAAGUUUCGUUUGUAAAACAGUGCUAUUUCACUGUAUUGCAAACACACACUCUAACAUCUGGAGAGAAAAUAACUUACUUGUGUGUCUAUCAUUAAAUUUAUUUGUCCUGUACCAUAGUAUUUUAAAUGAAAAUUGUACGCAUUUCAUCAUAUCUGGAAAUAAUUUAAUGAGAGGAAAGAUUUCACCUCAAGUCAAACCUUACAUUCUUGAAAUACUACUAUAUAUUAUAAACAGUGAAGAAACAGCAUUACUGGAGAUUGGGUGUGAUGAUCUAGGUUCAAGGCUUCUUCUGAAACUCCUGAACAGUUUAUUCACAUUCAAAAAAAGCAGUGAACUUGUUUCAGGUUCCUUAGUUCAUGCAAGUGCACUGAUAACUAAUGAAAACAUGGACGCUUUUCUAUGUCCUGUCAUAAACAGUAGCAAUGAAGAAGCUAUCAUAAAAUUUCGUAAAUACAUUUUCAAUCUGGUCAUGAUAUAUAAUCAAUGCCAAGGAGUGGAAAGAACAGCUUGCCAUCAUAUUGCAUCCUGGUUCUGUACAACACUGGGAUCUACCCUGGCCUCCCUCAACAUUCAACAGUACAGGGGUAUAUCUGCAGAAGCUCUCAGCUGGAUCUCACUGGGUCUAAACACAGAUGUUUCAUCUAGUAAACUGAAGCUAGCAUCCAUGUUUUACUGUAUAGGGGACAGUAACAGAACAGAUAUUGUACUCAGAGAUAUAGAAGGAAGCUAUGACAAAAACAUUGUCGAGCCUAUUUGUAAUUGUCAUAAUUACAUCAGGCAAGCUCCAAGAAGAGGAUUCAAUGCAAUCUCUGACAAUCACAAUGAAGAAGCUAUACAGAAUAUUACAGCAUCUUGUGUCAGAUUUUUACCACAUGAAAUCAACUGCAUUCCGACUGAACUACAGUACGAAAUACUUAGAUCUACACAAGAUGACAUGGCUUCCAGAGGUCUAGUUGAUUACUGGAUGGACUGUGCUGUGGUAGAUUCUCUGCCUUACCUCUACUUCCUACAAUACAAGACCUACAGCCAUCUUGAAAGACAAAAUGAUAAACAAGAAGCACUGUCUAACCUUGUCAGGACCAUUGACCAGGAACCAAACCUGGGACACAGGGAAACAGCCCUGAAUCUACUUGGACAAUGUAUGGAGCAAGAGCAUAGAGCUAGGGAUGCUUUACAUUGUUAUUUAAAAUCCCUAAAUCUAAGGGAGAGAAACAAUGCUGCAAGAAUCCAUAUCUGUAGACUUUUAUCAAAUUUGGCAAAUAAUCAGUAAAGAAUAAUAAAACUUAA
Molecule: messenger RNA, 2293 nt
Organism: Mercenaria mercenaria
Lineage: Eukaryota; Metazoa; Mollusca; Bivalvia; Venerida; Veneridae
Exons: 2
Coding region: 132-2276 (714 amino acids)
Molecular function (GO): protein binding
Source: RefSeq, a predicted model, not a curated record